CAUUAGUUGUGUCAUUAUGAAAUUUAAAUCAUAAUAGUAAAAAUACAAGUUGAUGAAAAAUUUUGUUUUUACAAUAUUUAAAAUUGGUGUUGGAAGUUGAAACACAAAAUUACAUAUUAAUUUAAUACAUCUUAGCUGCUGCUGUGAAUGUGCAUGUUUACCUUAGAAUAAUUAUUUGAUUAUAUUCUUACAUUUUUAAAACCUUAAAUUACCAUGAUUUUAUCUAGAUCAUUUCUUAGAAAUAUAAAAAGAAACAUUCAUUUAUCGGAACGCCACUACGUCAAACAUCAUAACCCUUUUGUGAAGACAUGGAAUACGUUGUUUCAAGACUUAAAAUCGGGUCUAAAUGUAAAGAGUCCAGUUUAUCCUGAACAUGCAGACGUUGUUAUAAUAGGCGGCGGUUUUAUCGGGGCCUCGGCAGCGUUUUGGCUCAAAACAAGAGCUGGUGAGGGAUUAUCUGUAGUUGUUUUAGAGAAAGAUCCCUUGUAUACAAAUACUCAGAAGAUGUUAUCACAUGGUAUCAUGACUCAACAUUUUACAUUACCAGAAAACAUAUAUCUCUCACAAUUCAGUGCAGAAUUCUUUCGUAAUAUAAAAGAGCAUUUAGGUGAUGACAUUGAUAUAGAAUACUGUCCACUGGGCCAAUUACUACUUGCUAGUGACAAAUAUGUUGAGAAGUUAGAACAAAAUGUUAAUGCACAAAAUGAUUAUGGUAUUAGAAAUAAAUUGUUAACAGUUGAGGAGAUACAAAGAAGAUAUCCAUGGAUUAAUACAUCAGACGUCAAAUUAGGUUGUAUUGGCACUGAAUCAGAAGGUGUUUUCAAUGCUAAAGAACUUCUUAGAGGUUACUUACAAAAAUCAAAAGAACUUGGGGCAAAUUACAUUAACUCUGAAAUGGUAGGAUUUGAAAUGGAAGUUCAACGCGACUUAUUAAUGGAAGGAAUAACACCAGGAUCUUUUCAAAAGAUAAACAGGUUAUUGUACAAAUCUGAAGAUGGUGAAAUACACAGUUUAAAAUUUGCAGCAUGCAUUGUAGCUGGAGGAACAGAAUCCGUAAAUAUUUGUAAGCUUGCUAAAAUUGGUGAAUCAAAAGGUUUAUUGAAAGAUCAAUUGCCAAUAGAAAAAAGGGAAUACAACAUAUAUUCGAUAGAAACUGCAAAGAGUGGAAUGCCAGUAGGGCUAAAUGCUCCAUUGGUAAUGGACACAAGUGGUUUAUGGUUAAGAAGGAACGGUCUGCAGAGCAACCUAUUGUGUGGGCAAAUACCUUCUAUUAAAAAAGACAGUGGUUAUUCUGAUACAGAUAUAUUUCAAGCUUCCUUAUUAAAUAGAUAUCCACAUUUUAAAGAUGCUGAGGUAAACUUAGUUUCAACUGAGAUAAUAGACUGCAACACGUAUGAUGAAACUGGAAUAAUUGGUCCUCAUCCAUAUCACAGCAAUUUAGUUAUUGCUUCAGGAUUUGGUAGGCAAGGUGUACAGCAUAGUCCUGGAAUAGGAAGAGCUGUUGCAGAACUAGUCAUUGACUGCCAUUACAACAAUAUUGAUUUAAUAAGAUACGGAUUUGAUAGGCUAUUAACAAAUGACCCAUUAAUUGAAACAAAUAUGUAUUAAUUAUAAUAUUAAUGAUAGUUUAUUAAUUUAUGAAAUAAUGUUGUUUAAAUAAAUAAAGUUAACAAUCAAGAA
Molecule: messenger RNA, 1680 nt
Organism: Pararge aegeria (speckled wood butterfly)
Lineage: Eukaryota; Metazoa; Arthropoda; Insecta; Lepidoptera; Nymphalidae
Gene: l(2)37Bb
Product: FAD-dependent oxidoreductase domain-containing protein 1-like
Exons: 6
Coding region: 214-1608 (464 amino acids)
Cellular component (GO): cytoplasm
Molecular function (GO): oxidoreductase activity
Source: RefSeq, a predicted model, not a curated record